UUGAGUGUCAGACUCGUCGAGGGGUGAUAAAGGCUCGGUUCGCUAUUUCUCUUUCAUUCGCCGCAACUUUUAGCGUUGGUAACAUGCAAUUCUCCGCUUACUUAGUAAUUUUUGCCUCUUUGGCAGUCAGUGAUGUCCAAAGCAAACUAAUCCCGCCAAGUUGUACGGUUCAAAGCGUAUGUGGAUUACUAGAAAAUGUCGAACGUGAACAAAAGCAUUUGACAAAGAAGGUCAAAGAACAUAGCAAACAACUUAGUGGUAAAAGUUGUCCAGGAGAUGGCCAGGAUUUCUCAGUAGUUUCUGUAACACACUGCACAAGCAUGGUGAAGUCAUUACCACACAGUUACUACAAAAUCGAUGUUGACCCAUCCAGAGAUAAAGGCCCCUUGUGUCGCGUUCUGGCCCAACCUACAGAUACCUCACUGCCGUACAUUGUGUCAGCUGAGCUGAUGAACCAGGCAGGAUGGAAUGGAUUAAACAGCGGUCAUCUUGGAUUGCUGUUUAAUGCUAAGGAUGAAAACAACUUUGAUUUUAUCUACUUUAGACCCCACCACCCUCCUGGUUGUUAUCAGACGGGAUACUUGACAAAUGGAAAGGCAUCUUAUGUUCAGAGUGCGUCUUGUCCUAAUGGACCACCAAAAGGUGGUGUCUGGUUCCCAGUCUCUUUGUUUGUCCACGGUCAAUACGUGCAAGUGUUUCUAAAUGGAAGCCUGGUAGCGACUGUUAGGUCCCAUUUUCCACCCAGGGCCUCUGGAGGAGUGUUCGGUCAUAACGGGUAUAUAAACAAGAUUCUUUUCAGAAAGUUCCAAAUUGCCCCUCAAAAUCGUUUCAGUAAGAGGUGCGCCGAUGUGGUGGAAUUCCCAGACUUCGUCAAACUUGAUGCGGGUCUUGGAACAUGGCCUAAUGAUGGUUUUUGCCAGAUUGCCUUUCUGAAAGACGCUGGACAGAGCACAAAUUAUCAAUUGACAGUAAAGCUAUACAACUUCAUGGGACGGGACCAACAAAAUUUUGGUCACCCAGGAGUAUUAUUCAAUACAGAAGAUCAGGACAACUAUGAUUUCGUCUAUUUCAGGCCUCACUCAACCAGCGGAUGUUUUCAGACAGGUUACGUUUACAAAGGCAAGCCCAAAUUUGACCAAUCUAAGAGCGGCACGUGCCCCUCUGGUCCCCCAAAGGGUGCAGAAUGGUUUAUUGUCAAGGUGACAGUGUCAACAGCCACCCCAGCUGGGGAAGCAAAAGUUUACCUGAACGGCAACUUGGUGGUGUCGUGGAAUCCGCGCUAUCCAAUAAAAAACCGUGGAGGUGUUCUUGUGGCUAACGGCUACAAGAAUGUGGUUUACUACAAGGAUUUCCAAAUCUAUUGAUGACUUUCCUGAUACCCUUACUCACUGCUGCGUGAAAAUUAUGCUGAAUUUUAUUUUUGCAGCAUGCGUUUGAGUGUUUGUGUGUUUAAGGAGACUAUGAAGUAUUUUCGCGGAUCGAUACGACUCAAACUUUUGCCAAAAACUAAUUGUUACGUUUCACUGCUCAAGAAUCAGAACAUUAACACAAAGGGGGCGUCAUAUUUUCAACUCUUAUUUUUCUUGUUGAGAGUAGGCAUGCUCUCCCUGUAAAAUGAAUCUCGCAAAGAAUUCGUAGAUAUUUAGUUUUUAAAUCUUAAAUAAAGAAUCAAGGUGCUUACAAAGGA
Messenger RNA from Stylophora pistillata, 1687 nucleotides. Its product is annotated as putative skeletal organic matrix protein 7. Lineage: Eukaryota; Metazoa; Cnidaria; Anthozoa; Scleractinia; Pocilloporidae. The record is from RefSeq and is a predicted model, not a curated record.